CCCAGGUGCCCGGAUGCGCCAGCCCGGCCGCCAUCUUCCCCGCUCGGCUCAGGGACCCGCGCCACUCGCCGAGCGCCCGCCCCGCCGCAGACCCCGGCCCGCGCCGCCGCCGCUCCCGACAUGUCGGCCCCUGCUGCUGUGCCCCCCGCCGCUGGAGGAGAAGGGGGUGGCCCCCCACCACCACCCCCCAACCUCACCAGCAACCGGAGGCUGCAGCAGACCCAAGCCCAGGUGGACGAGGUGGUUGAUAUCAUGCGGGUGAACGUGGACAAGGUGCUGGAGCGGGACCAGAAGCUGUCGGAGCUGGACGACCGAGCCGACGCCCUGCAGGCCGGCGCCUCCCAGUUCGAGACCAGCGCCGCCAAGCUAAAGCGCAAGUACUGGUGGAAGAACCUCAAGAUGAUGAUUAUCCUGGGGGUGAUAUGCGCCAUCAUCUUGAUCAUUAUCAUUGUUUACUUCAGCACUUAAUGGACCCUUGGAAGCCAAAGCCCCCCCUCCCUCCCCCCAAAGGAGCUGCGGCCGGGAGAGGCGCGAGGGGCUACGACCCCCCCCUCCCAUGAUCUCAGCCAUAUCUUCCAGCCUCCCCCUCCCCCUCCCCCUUUCCCCCCCGGGCCUCCCCGUGGCGUGUGUGCGUGUCUUGCGGUGCGUGUGGCCGUCCUGUAUAUAGGCUGACUUAUUUAUACAUAUAUAUAUAUUCUAUAUUUUGUCUGUUUGUAGAUUUAUUACUAGAUUUCCAGCUGUCAUGGAUCCGCCCCCCAAUACCUGCUCCCUCCCCCCCUGGUGUUUUCAGUGUCUAGUGUUUUAAUUUAAAUAUUUUAAGGACCAAUCCCCCUUCCCCAAAAAUAAAAUAGGGGGAACCCAGAAGCCUGAGAAACUCAAGCACCCACCCCUGCCCUUUCAGAGUGAGGCCGGGCAGCGCGAGCCAGCCGCCCUGCCCCAGAGGUGGCUGCAUCUCAGCACCUGGGCUAGGGGUCCCUGUGUAACCAGCCUCCCCGCCCCAGAGGUGGCUGCAUCUCAGCGCCGGGCAAGGGGUCCCUGGCUAAACCAGCUGUGCCCCCCCCCCCCCCCCAGAGGUGGCUGCAUCUCAGCACCUGGGCUAGGGGUCCCUGUGUAACCAGCCUCCCCGCCCCAGAGGUGACCGCAUCUCAGCACCUGGGCUAGGGGUCCCUGUGUAACCAGCCGCCCCACCCCAGAGGUGGCUGCAUCUCAGCGCCGGGCAAGGGGUCCCUGGCUAAACCAGCUGUGCCCCCUCCCCCCCCCAGAGGUGGCCGCAUCUCAGCACCUGGGCUAGGGGUCCCUGUGUAACCAGCCGCCCCGCCCCAGAGGUGGCUGCAUCUCAGCGCCGGGCAAGGGGUCCCUGGAUAACCAGCCGCCCCGCCCCAGAAACGGUUGCAUCUCACACCACGUGGGGCCGGGGGUGGGGGUGUCAUGAGUUUCUUUACCUUCCUCUUCCCCCCCGCCCCGACCCUGUGGGCUUUUGUAACAUUCCUGGAGCCCACUGUGCAGUCUGUCUUUGGGGGGAGGGGAGGGGGCUGGGGGUUGAUCUUCCUGCCCCCCCACCUCAUGUUGGGGAGGGGGCAGUGCUGUGUCACACCCCCAGCUCUAAGCCCUUUAAGAGUCUUAAAGUGGGGGUUGCAUGGGGAAAGGGGGGAGCCCCCAAAUCCACCCCUCCCCCAUGGCCCAGCAGUUCCAGCUUCUCUCCUCUGGGGAUCUGGGGGUGGCGGGAUGGGGCCAGAGAGGCCCCAAGGUGGGGCAGGCUGGCUCCCCAUUAACUGUCUGGCCCCAGAGUGUCCCCCACCCAGCAGCAGGGCCCAGGCCUGGCUGGGGAAGGGGGGCUCGGUGAUCCCAUAGCGGGGAGGUUGGUUAAGUCUUGUCUAGGAGGGGGGAAAGAAGCUGGCGCAGCCCAGAGCCAGCGACUUCCCGCUCCCCAGACAGGGUGUGGGCACCGAUGGGGCAUUCCCCUCCCCCACCCCCUAGUGGGGGGGUUCCCCUGGUGGCCAGCAGGGGGUGACCCCUGAGCUGCUCUGCAAUGGAGGAAGCAGUGGGAAGGGUACGAUUGGGGGGUACUGGCCGGCCGGAUCCCCCCACCACCCCACCGGGACCCUGCCCGGCUUUGCAUCCCUGUGUCGUGUGAUGAGUGACCCCCACCUUUCCCUGCCCCAGCCCCUAGAGUCAAUCAUCUGUAGCAUUAAACCUUCCCUGAUAGCCCCAUAGCGUUAAACCUCUCCCAGCUCCGAGACAGCCCCAUAGCACGACCCCUCCCCCCGCCAGCCCCUAUAGCACGAUCCCCCCCACACCCACUUAGGAGACGUGACGUGUGACUGUGUCCCUCGGGGGGGGUGGAUCGGGGGCCCCCCUGCCAGCUCGGAGGGACGUUGGUGCAGGGUCCCCUACGAUGCCUGUUUUGGGGGGGCAGCCUGGUGGGUCCUCUGCUCCCCAUCUGGAGGGAACGCGGGAGCUGAGGACCUGGCUGGCUCUGCCCCCCACCUGCCCCCUAUGAGGCUGGCUUGGCAGUGGGGCGGCCGGGGGUGCCUUCAAGCAGGCUGUGUGGAUUGUGAACUGCUGGGGAAGGGGGGGGGGGGGCAGAUCCCAGGCUGUGUUUUCCCCAGGCCGGGGGGCAGGUGUCACUGCUGCCCCUCGGCUUUGGGGGUGCUGGUCCCACCGUGCCCCACAGUGGGACCAGCGCCCCCGAAUUCUAAAGCCAUCUGGGAUGGGAGUGGAGGGGGGGCAGGGCUGGCUGGAUUCCCCUAGACGCAGCCGGAGGGAGGCGGGGUCGUUCUCCCCCACCCCCCACGUGCUCCCUGGCAGGCGGGGGGCGAGGCACCGUGUGGAGGGAACGGGGAGUGACUUUAUGCUGUGAAAAUGUACAAUAAAUAAAUGUCCUGUGAAGAACGCCCAA
Molecule: messenger RNA, 2899 nt
Organism: Malaclemys terrapin pileata
Lineage: Eukaryota; Metazoa; Chordata; Testudines; Emydidae
Gene: VAMP2
Product: vesicle associated membrane protein 2
Exons: 5
Coding region: 121-468 (115 amino acids)
Biological process (GO): vesicle fusion; vesicle-mediated transport; SNARE complex assembly
Cellular component (GO): plasma membrane; SNARE complex
Molecular function (GO): syntaxin-1 binding; SNAP receptor activity
Source: RefSeq, a predicted model, not a curated record